AUGAUGGCCAUGGCAAUGCAAGCCAUCGGUGACCGUCUCCGUCUCCUUUGUGGUGCAUUGUCGUUCUACAGCCAGCUGUGGAGGUCUUUGAGCAACUACGUCAUUACCGUCACCGACUCGAUGGACGCCUGGCUCCGGACCCUACUCAUCUGGUUAGCAGCUGUUCUCAGAACCGCUCUCGGGCAUGGAUCAAACCCCUCCUGGAAAGCAGUUCUGACAUUGUUGCAACUGGCAUUUUACGUUCUUGCAAAACUCCGAUCAUGUCAUUAUCAAGACGUUGAACGAACAUGCAUUCCAAAAAAAGCUGUUUCACAACUAAUCAUGCUGGAGUGAAAUAAUGAUACGCAUUUAUUUGAUUCUGCUUGUAUCUAGUAGAUUCUUUUGUUUCUGAAAAAUCGGAAUAUCACACCCGCAUGAAAGUUGCAGAAGCAGUAUCAUUUUCCUUGUUACUGUUUUCUGUUCUUGAUCUUGGAGGAAAAGUAAACGCACUACCGUUGAGUAGAAAAGCUGCCACCAUUUGGUAAGAGCGGGGUCACAAACUCAUUCGUUAACUCCCCACCGGAGUUACGGACCAACCGGCCGGGUGGUCCUUAACUCCGGUGCCCCAAAUGUUGCUUUAGAGAGAGGCAACAACGAAAUUAAUCCUUAUGCGCCCCCCCGGCGGAUAAGCCGGGGGUGGGCCCCAUCUUAUCCGCGCGCCGACGGGCCGUGCUGGUGUAGCCUAGGCAAAGUGACCCGGCGCCCUCAUUGCCUGGAGGGCCCGGAUAUGCCCACAGCAUGCCGUCGGUCUUUGUGGUGUUUAAAAGUAACAGGCCCAACAUUUGAAAGCGCCACACUACCGGGGUUGCUUCAGACUAAAGGGCGACUGGGCAACAUUUGGGGCGCGCUUGGGAAAUUCGCCACGCAAGAAACUGCCGCGCAAGUAGCAACGGACACGCAGUUGCAAGAUCAGAGCCAGAAUCUGCCCCGCAGAAACUGCUGCCAUAUGUAGCGCGAGGGCCAAGGAGCUUCCUCGCUUCGCGCCUUCAGGCUAUUGGGUUACUUGCUAGACCAUGUCGACGCCGCUUUGCCCUUGGGCAGUGGCCUAGGGUCCGAAGCGAGAGGCGCCGCGGGCUAAAGCUUUGCUCUAGCCUGCGCGCGCGGCCCCCUGAAGGGGGUUCGCCUGUGCAAACCGAUGGCCAUGGCUGCCCCUGCUUUUGCAAUGGGUUCACUCAAAAAGACAGCAGGGCAGCAAUGCCCAGGGUUGCGCACCCAGAUUCCUACCCACUCUUUUAAAUGUGGAGCGCCGUCGUUGGUAAAAUUCCCUCCGGUGGUGUGCUCAAUUUAUAUCAUCGCACGGCAAACACGACCACGAGGGGGGGUAGCCAUUUUCUGGGCCCCGGGCCGUGUUGUCCAAUGUUUGUGGAAGCGCAAACAUUGGCAGCGAGCGCAGCCUCCGCCGCGGCCGUAGUAUUUAUUUGGGCCGUGUAACUGACGGCCCCGCGCGGUCCACUUUUGUUUUCCGGCUUUUUCAUGCCACCGCCGACCGACGUGCUUUAACUCUUCGCAUCUUCGGCGCGGCGCAAGUGUUCCUUCGCCCGAAGUGCAGGAAGGCAGGCCAUGGGGCCCAGUGAGGUUUUCUCGCCUCGCCCGGUGUUGCAGCCUACUUUUGGGAAACCCGCGCGCGCCCGUUUUGUGCGACGGGUUGUGACUCGCAGCCAGCAGUCGUCGCAAACCCCACACGCAGCGGAGUAUCGCAGCCACGUAGUACGUAGCAGCGAUGAGCUGGCUGUUCCCGGUUUUGGUGUAGCAGCGAUGACAGUAUCGCAGCCACAUGACCGGGCUGUUUCCGGUGCUGGUAGCAGUGAUGACCGGGCUGCUCCCGGUUCUGGCGAUAGCACUUUAUUCCGGGUUGUUCCCGGUUCUGGGGCUCACCAGAUAGUACGUAGAGCAACAUUUUGGGCACCGGAGUUAAGGACCACCCGGCCGGUUGGUCCGUAACUCCGGUGGGGAGUUAACGAAUGAGUUUGUGACCCCGCUCUAAUGACUUGAUAAAAAAGCUUUUGCUAUGUAUGACAAUACAGCCUGCUUCUACAUCUUAGCCAUCACGGUCGCCGAGAAUACCAUCCUGCAAGUUCCGGCGUCCUUGUGGUUUCACCGAGGAAAAUCCAAGCACGACGUGUCCAUCCUGCGCGAUGACGGUCUUCUCGUUUUUUUUGACGCACGUCGACAAGUACGGCGAGAAAGCUACGUUUGCCGAGCAACGAUUUCGGAAGGCGCUGCUAUGCUGGAAGAGAAACUUCAUGAUGACUUUUGGUUUACGAAUUGCUGCAACUAUGAUAUGCUCCUCUUGGUCAGGAAACGCACUCGAUUUUGUCAUUGAUUCCGGUUAAUGCAUUUUCCAUUUUUCACUCAUAUCUUAUGCAGAUCAGCACUAUCUAGCUAAGUAGCAACCCAGAAGAAAAAUGAUAACAACGCAUGCCGAAACAGAGGUCUGUAAAGCAGCCGAAGUCACUGAGUUGCUUCCUUGCAAUACCUCCGCUGGCGAUGGUUGCCGAUGCAGUUUUGAGGGGAUUGAUAUAUGAAUUGCAAUUACAACACGUCGUGGUCUGAUUACGAAGUGCGACUCAAAUAUUAUACAUGUUUGCUCGCGUUGUAACCUGACAGAAGUAGAACAAUCAUCGAUAUCCCUUUGCUUAUGCUGCUAGUGCAUCCGUCUGGAAUCGACCACGACGUGAGGAUUAUCGUGGAUACUGUUGCCCUCUGUCUCCUUGUGUUUUUCCAAGGAGCCCUCUGCUGCAGGACCGGGUCGGUGUGGCUCAGCCUCCACGUGGUGCCCAUUGACCCGCCACGUGUCGUGGUCGGAGGGCUGCUCCGCACCGCUGCAGCGUCAUCCUCGGCACAACUGCAGAUCGAGUUUGCCUCCGCAGUGUUCCGGCGCCUCCUUCGUUUGCUGCGAUCUUCCUGGGCCUGCAGUUGUUGUUUCUUCACCUUUCCCUACAAGCUGUUUUCAGUUUCACUCUGUGCCGCGUCCUGUUGCGGGAGAAGACGGAGGAUGUCUAUCGCCAGCGAGACCACCGACAUGACGUACACGCAACGACCUCGGGUGGCCGUCACCGACGGAAACAUCAACAGGAACCGGCAACAGCACCUCGCUCCCCGUGUACGGAAAACAAGCGAAAAGUCGCAGUACCGGGGACCCGUCGACGUCGACUUCUAUGCCGGAGGCGGUUGUUUAUCCGGUGAACAAAUAGAUGUUAAACAAUUAGUCUUGCGGCUGGACUAACAAUACAGAAACCUGCUGUCCAUCCGUUAAUUGCUGACUUUUCGUGGUACGGCUGGUUGUAUCGUUCGGGCACAGUAAUUGCCACGAUAAAACUGCUACCACGGAGAGCAAAAUACGUAGAAAUGCAUCACCGUACGACGCCAUGCAGUUGCAACUUUUGCUAUAAGAACUACGUGUACAGAAACAGAUACAGAUGCAGACGAAGAAGAUGUAGUACAGACAAAGUCACACAACGACCUGAUUGAUCAGUACGCAUGCUUAGCUGCUUGUACUUGCAACUGUUUUUAGGGAAGAGAUGAAACCAAUUUGAAUUUGAACUUGUCUGGCUCUGAGUUCGUCCACGGAAUGAAUAAAAGAGUCCUCCUACCUUCUUGUCAUGCGUUAUCCUUAUCGCUCUCGCUCACAUUCUGCAUGCGAAGAAGCGCAUGAUCCGGGCAGCAGGCUUCCUUGCUGUCGAAGCAGCGUCGAGGUCAAGAUCGCGAGCGUACGUUAUGGAGUUCUCAAUUACUUACAUUGAUAUGAUAUGUGAUGCAAGAAUAGCAAAAUCGAAGGGCCGAGUUUGUCUUUCUGCUUGCACGUCUUGCAUUACAAACCUGGAAUGGCAGUGGAUUUUUGCCAUUUCAUUCGGCUCUUCGAUAACUACUUGUUAUGCGAGCUACCUUGAACUUGUUCUUGAUCUUGGCGUGAAGGCUGAUAGGAACUGCGCAUGACAAGCUAUGUGCACAGCGGGCAGUGUAACCCUUGAGAAUCCCAUAUACGUUCCAUAAAUUUUCUUGGGCAGUUUGCAACUCCCGGAGGACAGUGACGCGCUAGCUCCAGGGAAAGUGCUAAAGACGGGCGAGCCGACUGAGUUCGGAGCCUCGGGUCCCUGGCAGCAGUUGUUGGUCUCAGCGACACUGCAGGUUCCGAUCGAUUCAGCAGCCCAGCGAAAUCUGGCCACAAGGUUCCAGGAGGAAGCUCUCUUCCGCGGCCCGGACGGGUAAGAUAGUACGCAUUGGAAGUGUGAUGUAUUUGCAUACAGAAACAAAAAGAAAGAUUUAUUUUCUGCGCUUUAGAAAUACAAUCACAAUAGAAAAAAGUGAGAUAAUAAAAACGUACAAAAAUACAGAAUCAAGUACCGAGUCCUGCUGCUAGAAAAAAUUCGGACGCUAAAGUCGGACCAGCGUUUAUGUCUUGCGAAUCUUGAGUCAAGCAGGGUCAAAGCAAAAGUUUUUGCAAGAAUUAGAUAGAUUGCUACAUGGCGUUUAACCUUAACUAGUAAAGACGAUUUUCUAUACCGGAUCCGGACUGCAUUGCAGCCUAGAAACCCCAAACUGCAGAAACCAGAAGUCCAUUGUCAUGAUUAUUGACUUUCCAAGUUGGUUCUGGCGGCUCUGUUGCGUAUACGUAUUUGCAAGAAAAUCUGAUCAUUUUUCGUUUGCUUUGGUCCCAACUCCAGAGUCUUUCACAUCCAUAGGGCCUACACGAGAUGGUCUACCGACCACCGGUGUCGUCUGAAAACUUUUUGGCGGAACAACGGGCACAGGAAUCGGAGGCGGCUCUGUUAUGAUAGAAAAUCAAAAGCAGCUAUCAUCUGAAACAAAUAAUAUAGGUUUUGGUAUUGGUUUUUUGCGAAUCAAAGAAAAAUUUUGCGGCUGGAUGAUCUUCGGCAACCGAUGCACUUGUAUUGGGGCUGAAUUGCGACUCCUCGUCGUGCACUGGAGUGCAUGGGCACGCGUCUUCAUGUUCUCUUUCUUUGUAUGCCCGUCGCAUUUGCAGGGCACGAGAGUCAUUUUGGAACAUCGAUAGCGCUGUUGAUUUUCUACGUGAUUGCCGUACUGGCGGGCGUCUUCGUGGCAGCGCGUCUUCUCGCUGUGCGACAACGACUGCAGCGCGCAAAUCAAGGAACAGUACGACAAGAGGAUGGCCGAAAUCGCAGAUGACUUCUCGGUUCUGAAUCACGACUACCUAAUGGAAAAGGAGCUGCUCGCGAACUACGGGCUUCUCGAAGUCCGCUUCCUAGCAACGGGCGAGUUUCACGUCUACCUGGACGGGGAAAUGCUGGGCAACCUGCGGGACUUGCGGUACUCUGACCUGUCCGUUGGCGCUAUCGACGAAAAGUGGCCCGAGUUCGGAAUGCAGCAGUUAAAUGUCGACAUCUUCAACCUCGCCGGCAUCGAGCAUCGACGUGGCUUCGACCCGGACCCGCAUGGAGCAACAUCGAUGCCGGGGGAAUCUGGCGGAAAACGGUACCUCACCUGCCAGCCAAGACACGAAACCCCGUCCCCUGCCAAGCAGUUCCGACUGCCCGGAAAGUCCUGGAUCCAGCAGGGCAGGAACGAAGUGCAACACUCGGCGUUCUUUGAGAAGGACUGCGUCCAAAGUAGCUUGGCGACGUGGUGCCGGGCUGCAAACAAGAGUCUUGCCCAGCAGUACCGCCGUGGUUUGUCCGCGACGCCACUGUUAACGGAGAAGAUGGAAACCUGUCCCUUCGUGAAUCAGUACUACACGGAGCAAGAAGUGCGGCGAGCUCGCAUUGAGCACGGGUAUCCUGUGCAAAAGUAUCGUACUCGGAAAACCUGCAUCAACUAUGUUGCGCCGUAAGAAGAAGUUUUCUCAUAAUUCUCUAAUUUGUUUUAUCCUGGUCUAGCAUGAAAGUUCCACAGACAGGCUACGUGUUUUGCACAAGUAUUUCGCGAUGGAUUUCUUCUUGACUUCGGAUGCUAUUUGUUGUACUAGGACUAGAAACUACGAGGAAGACGAAUCUUUUGCAGUGCAUACCAUUCGGGCGACGGCCAAAAUCUUGGACGACUUGGAACCGCAGAGCGACUGGCUAUUUUCGUCGAAAUUCGGCAUGGAGUGCAACCACCCGUACAUACUGUUGACGCGUCAGCCCCCGGCUUCUACCGAGGACGAGCACCACACGAUGAGCAUCAUGGCGUGCCUUACCCCCGAAUCCAACCUACUGACCGUCAACGCGCUUACGAAGGAACGGUUUGACGCGGAGUGUCGUCGGCGCCGCGAGUAUGUGGCGGAUCUGUUGAACGCGCACACGAUGCAGUGGACCCCGGCGUUUCAGGGGCCCCGCCUGGAUCCGGUCCGCGACGGGAUCACCGAGGAAGACGUGCGCAUCUUCAAUGCCGACCUGCUAUCCAUGGUAAAGACGCGUGCACCGACUCAACUAUUCCGAUUCUUUCUGUGGCGGAACACCCAUUCCCAUAGCAUUAAUUGCAACUGGACAACUUCAUUGCAACACUUCUGGUUCUGCAUAAAAACUGAAAUGACAAUUAGGAAAGUCGCAUGUAGACGUGGAAGGCUUUUCUGGGUUGCGUAAGUAUUACGUUCGCGUUGCAGACGAGCAUAGAGGGUUGCUUUUCAUCCUUUCUGCCAUGAAACGUUCUUUGCUUUGUGCAGACCGCUGCGAAAAGUAUACCGUAGCAGAAACGAAUGGAUAAGAUGAUCAUGCACCUAUUUGACCAUGGAUAUCCAAACGCACAGUAUCCAUAAAAAGAAUUCAAAACUCGAUGCUAAUCAUUGACACAAAGUGGGUAUUUCAUUCAAGCCACACAAAGGCCUAGUGAUACAUAAGCGAACCCGAAUAAAGCAUCAUUGUUCAUUAUUCGAACAUAUAGAAAUUUCUGUUUUCUCAGCCUACGGCUUCAUGUAGAGCGGGCAAAAAUCCGAAGCUGGUGUGGAAAUGAUAUGAAUAAUUUACAACUUUGUGUGGCAAUGAACGCCCUGGGUUGGUGAUAUCUUUCUGACACGAUAAGCAGCAAGCUGACCUGCAAAAUUUGAACGGCCCGCGCGAGUGGGAAGUAAUUGCUGCGGGUGCCGGGGUCGACGCAAACAAUCUGGUGUUGGUGAAUCAUCUGCUGGACAACGACUUGCUAGCCAUGGACGUCGGCGACCAUGGCGCCGUCGAAAAUGGAGUGCACGAACUCUAG
Molecule: messenger RNA, 7188 nt
Organism: Amoebophrya sp. A120
Lineage: Eukaryota; Dinophyceae; Syndiniales; Amoebophryaceae
Source: the annotation of a GenBank genome assembly